AGAAUAUUUCUUUCCCCUCUCUCCUCUCUGCCUCUCUCCAGCUUCGUUCUGAGCUGAACAAAAUUCACACAAUUCAUCUCAUCCCUCCCAAACCCCCAAAAUUAAUACAACCCAGAUCCAUAAAUUUUUCUUAAUUCCUGUGUUUGCCGCAUAAAGUCUGCAUCUUUACGGUGUUUACCUCCAGAAAAUGGAACCCGUAAUUUGUUUGCAGGUUUGUAGUGUCAAUUUAUACUAUUAAAUUUUUUGUUUUUAGGAGAUUUUUCCGUCGGUUACAAUCUCUGUAGCUUGUUUUCUUUUGCCCCUUUUCACUGGGUUUUAUGAUUUGGUUGACCUUGAUAAGCUAGGUUAUUACCCCCCCUUUCAUCAGCUGACCGGAAAAUCAAUUUUGAUUCUUUUAAGCAUUUUUCGCAAUAGAAGUUGGGGUUUUGAUUUUUUAACUGUUUAAUGAGCCAGUUUGAUUAGUGGGUAUUGGAUAUCGAGGGUCGAUGUAUUUGUGUUCAUGGCUGAAGUUAGGGUUUCAAUAGAUUGGGGCAAUUCUUGCUUGUCAUUAGUUUGAGGAGUUGGGUGUCUGAAUUUGGGGUUAUUCCGUGGAGAAUUUUUGUUGUUUUGGUGAAUUACAAUGGCGGAAGAGAAUGCUAAUACAAUGAACCUGGAUCUGAAUUUGGGGCCGGUUGAUAAUUCUAGUGAUGGUGGUGAGGGUGAGCCUCCGUUGGGAUCAUAUCCUAACGUUGCAAUGAACUUGGAGGAUUGGUUAGACGGUCCAGUUCAUCGUGUUAGGGAAGCUGUUAGGCAGAGAAAUCAUAGGUGGCGGUCAUUGUGGAGGCAGCUCCCGAUUCCCCCGGAAACUAGGAGCCUUGCUUUGGAAUUGAUUGGUGGGAGUGCACCAGAGAGUCAGACUGGUGAGGGUAGUGUAGCGUCCGAGGAGAGGCCUAUUGAGGUAGCUAAGAUAUGUGAGAACGCGACUGGUUCUGUGGAGGACGAGGAUCUUGGCAAGAGGAAAGAUGGUGGUAAGAGCAGUGGUGAUGAGGGGAGUUUCUUUGAUUGCAACAUAUGCUUGGAUUUGGCCAAGGAUCCCGUUGUCACUUGCUGCGGCCACUUGUUUUGCUGGCCGUGUCUCUACCGUUGGUUGCACCACCAUUCUGAUGCCAAGGAAUGCCCUGUGUGCAAGGGAGAGGUCACCACUAAAAACGUGACACCUAUAUAUGGCCGUGGCAAUGUUGUUCGCGACCAUGAUCUUGAUUCUAGCCUCAAGAUCCCUCUUAGGCCCCACGCCCGGCGGAUUGAGAGCUGGAGGCAGACUAUACAGAGGACUGCAACCGCCUUCACUAUUCCGGUGGAGGAGAUGAUCAGGCGCCUCGGGAGUGCCUUUGACUUAAACCGGGAGCUGGCUCAGAUACACUCCCGACACCCUGAUGGCCUCCGCGACUCACCAGAGAGAAGCACGGCUUUACUGAACCGGUUCUUGACCUCUAGAGGGAUGCGCAGAGAGAGAACUCCGACGCUCCCACUUGAUGAUGUGAUUGACCUAACUGAGAGCAGCCCUCCAAACUAUGAGAGGGAUAGGGAGAGGGAUACUCGUCGUCUCACAUCACUGCUGCUUCGCAGAUCAAGCUCCCAUCGAGCUGCUUCGCUGUCCAACCUCACUUCUGCAAUCAACUCAGCCGAGUCUCUUGCUGCCGUUGAGUCGUAUUUCCAGAGCAAUCCGGUGGAGAGGAAUCCAGAGCUGCCGCCACCGGUGGUGGAUGAUAGGGAUUCUGUGUCCAGCAUUGCUGCUGUCAUACACUCUGAGAGCCAAACCAUGGAUAAUGCCAUAGAAAUCGAUUCCACAGUCGCGCUCUCUACUUCCUCUUCAAGGAGGAGGAACGAUGCUUCUAGAAUAUCCGAUGUCGAUAGCGGAGAUUCUCGCGCCCCACGGCGGAGGAGGCUCAACUGAGUUGGUAUAUACCAGAGGGAUAGAGCGAUUCAAUUUGUGUUUCUAAGUGUUUACUAUGGAGGUUUUUUUACCUACACCAACUAGUAACUAUAUCAUGUUUCAAGUUUUGUUCCCUAGUUUAAGAUAUUGCCUUUUUCUUGUAAUUUAAUGUUUGUUCCAUCAAAUCAUAUAUGUAGCUUGUCAUAUUUGUGAUGAAAAGCGACAAAUUGGAGGUUGGUUUAUAGUUGCUCUUGCAAUCUUGCGAAA
This is a messenger RNA of Salvia miltiorrhiza (redroot sage), 2179 nucleotides long. RefSeq lists its product as uncharacterized. Gene Ontology annotation, cellular component: endoplasmic reticulum. Bases 620 to 1933 code for a protein of 437 amino acids. Gene Ontology annotation, molecular function: ubiquitin-like protein conjugating enzyme binding; ubiquitin protein ligase activity. Gene Ontology annotation, biological process: ubiquitin-dependent protein catabolic process. The record is from RefSeq and is a predicted model, not a curated record. The transcript has a single exon. NCBI's taxonomy places the organism in Eukaryota, Viridiplantae, Streptophyta, Magnoliopsida, Lamiales, Lamiaceae.